UAAGGCUCCCCGCAGCUGCUGCUCGGGCCCUGGACCCGCGACUGCUGAGAUGUGACCGUGAUGGCGUCCAUGUUACUGAUCCUUCUGGGGGCCACCGUGCCCCUGCCGGCAGACCUGCUUCCUGAUCCAAAGAUUUCGCUUCUGCCGCCGGUCAACUUCACCGUGGGGGUCGCUGGCUUGGCACAAGUGCUCCUGCGCUGGGAAGCCAACCCCGCUCAGGAGCUGGGCUCUGCCGCGCUGGGCUACCAGGUGAAGAUCCACGCUCCAGAGGAAGUCGACUAUGAAACCCCAAAAACGCAGAGCAGGCGCGCCAUCACCCUCCACCAGGGCCUCUCCGCCAGCGUGAGGACCAUCCUGUUGGCCGGGGGCCCCGACCGCCCUGCCAGCCCCUGGGUGUCCGCCGCGCUGGAUGCCCCACCAGGUGAGGCAGGCCCCGAGCGCCCCGGUGGCAGCUAG
Molecule: messenger RNA, 456 nt
Organism: Talpa occidentalis (Iberian mole)
Lineage: Eukaryota; Metazoa; Chordata; Mammalia; Eulipotyphla; Talpidae
Product: interleukin-5 receptor subunit alpha-like
Exons: 4
Coding region: 61-456 (131 amino acids)
Source: RefSeq, a predicted model, not a curated record